AUGCAGGAUACCAAGGUCCAUGCAGGUCGUGGCCUUGUGAAGCGCUCGCGUCACUACUAUCAAGCGCACCACCAGGCAUUGUCCUCGAAGAAUGACAAAGAACAAGCGUCUAUCAAACUUGGACAGGCUACUUACUAUGUUCCCGGCGUCGGCUCGUGCGGUAAAAACAGUACAAAAUCUGAUAUGAUCGUCGCAGUGUCCCAUUCUUUGUACGACCAAAAAGCAGCAAAGAACCCGAAUGAAAACCCACUAUGUGGUAAGACUAUUCAAGCGUCCUACAAUGGCAAGUCCAUCAAUGUGACGGUGGUAGACCGCUGCGUGGGCUGCCAGGAGAACGACUUGGACUUGUCUCCAGCUGCGUUUGCAGAGCUGGCACCUACGAAAGCAGGUCGUCUCCAUGGAAUCAAAUGGUCCUAUGUUGAUUAA
This is a messenger RNA of Malassezia pachydermatis, 426 nucleotides long. RefSeq names its product plant expansin. The record is from RefSeq and is a predicted model, not a curated record. The coding region runs from base 1 to 426 and encodes 141 amino acids. NCBI's taxonomy places the organism in Eukaryota, Fungi, Basidiomycota, Malasseziomycetes, Malasseziales, Malasseziaceae. The transcript has a single exon.